Molecule: messenger RNA, 1565 nt
Organism: Micropterus dolomieu (smallmouth bass)
Lineage: Eukaryota; Metazoa; Chordata; Actinopteri; Centrarchiformes; Centrarchidae
Product: GTPase IMAP family member 7-like
Exons: 2
Coding region: 1-1044 (347 amino acids)
Molecular function (GO): GTP binding
Source: RefSeq, a predicted model, not a curated record
AUGGUUGGUGAGGAGAGCAGCCUGACAAUUACUCGGCAGAAAAGAAAAUCUGAAAUCGACAGUAAAGGCUCAAAAGAAAAGAAGGUUACAGUCAGCAAAGACAAGCAGAAGCAGACUGUGAAGGAGUCGAUGGCGGAGUAUGACUCCAGUGUGGAAGGCCGUUUUGAUGCAGACAGUGAGAGUGAUGUCUCACUGAACAAAAUAACACCAGGAGAGCUGAACGAACAGAUUUAUGGGGUUGAGAAAAUCAAACUGUUUCUACAGAAAACAAAGAACUUUCAGAUUAACAGCGUGUGUUUUCUCUCCUCAGUGACCGGACAGUGCUGCAAGCAGAAAGGUUUGGUCUUCGGCAGAGAGCUGACCGUCAUCGACACGCCCGGCCUCUUUGACACCUCAGAGUCUGACCACACAGUGAAGAGAGAGAUCGCCAAAUGCAUCAACAUGUCGGCCCCCUUCACAGCAGAGGAAAGAGAUGCUGUCAGGAAGGUGGAGGAGGUCUUUGGGAAGGAUGCAUGGAAGAACACCAUCAUCCUCUUCACGUACGGAGACCGAGUUGAGUCAGACUUUGAGCGACAGCUGGAGGAGGCCGGACCGGAGCUGCUGGAGAUCCUGAGGAAGGCAGGAAACCGAUAUCAUGUCUUCAACAACCUCAAAGCCAACCAUCGUAGACAGGUCCUGGAUCUGCUGGAGAAGGUGGAGCAGAUGGUGGCUGCCAACGGAGGAGGGUUUUACUCCAACUACACCUACCAGCAGGUGGUGGAGAUGCUGGAUCAGAGAGAGGCAGAGCUCAGAGAGUUCUACCAGAAGAAACUGGAGGAGGAAAUAAAAGCUGUUGAGUCAGAGUAUGAGAAGAAGUUGAGUGAAGCUCAGCAAGAGCGUCACAAGGUGGAGGAACGACUGCAGUCUGAGCUGCAGGAGGUGAAGCGCUACUAUCAUGCUUUGGAGAGUGGAGUCCGUCAGGUUGUGGAGCAGAUAGUGUCAACCGACUCCAAAGAAGACAUUCUGAAGUUUCAUGAGACUCUGAAACUGAGCUUACUUUCCUAAAAGCUGCUGAUCCUUUCACUGCGUCCAUCUUUACAACAUUUGUGUCUGCUGUUGGUCCAAACGCAGAGACUUAAAUGUCCAGCAAACUCACAGCAACAGUUAUAUAUAUAUAUAUAUAUAUGAGACUCCUUCAGACUUAAAUUUGGGACUAACAAUUUCAUAUCCCUAAAAUCUGGGGUUAAAAGUUUGAAUUCAGUUUUUGCUUUCUGAGUUGCAGCUUUGAGGAGAAUCUUUCAUAUACUGAUUUAUACUUAUUUAAAUGUAAUAUUCUAUAAUGUAUAAAUCUUAAAUCUUUAACAACUCAUCCUCAGAUUUAGUUUGAAAUUAGAGCUUUAACCUGUAAUAAUGUCUGACUGAUAUUUUCCUUUUGUAUCAACAUUAUUUACAUUUACAUCUAUAUGAAAUUUGAAUCAAUAAUAUUAAAUUGGUAUUUUUGCUUAUUAGUAUUAUCUAGACUUGCUCUAUAUGAAAAGUGCAGUGAGAACUUCUGUUUUGAUAUAAAUAAAAUUUAAUUGAAGGUU